Molecule: messenger RNA, 7085 nt
Organism: Pomacea canaliculata
Lineage: Eukaryota; Metazoa; Mollusca; Gastropoda; Architaenioglossa; Ampullariidae
Product: murinoglobulin-1-like
Exons: 41
Coding region: 81-5066 (1661 amino acids)
Cellular component (GO): extracellular region
Molecular function (GO): endopeptidase inhibitor activity
Source: RefSeq, a predicted model, not a curated record
CCGUGCGCGCGUAGAAGCAGACGACGCUCUUGACUGAGCAGUUGCAUUGUCCGAGCGGCGUCUGUUCUAAGCCUUCCACCAUGGGAACCUAUUCCAUUUUCCGCUUGCUUCUUCAACUUUUGCUUACAUCUUCGUAUCUGACAAGCAUCGACUGUUUGAGCGAAGCUGAACUUGAACCACUGCCACAGUUGCUUCCACCACCACAACAACCUGUCCAGGGAUAUUUGUUCACAAUGCCUGGUACAUUACAAGCUGGUGCAACAGAGCAGUUUUGUCUCACACUUCAUGGUAUUACCAAAACCCAGACAAUAACAGUGUCAUUUUCAUUAAAAUAUGACAAAACAGGUUCCUUCGACACUCGCAAUAUGACGUUUACUUUCAAUAAUGGUGUGAGCCAGUGCAGAGAUUUUGAUGUAAUGACAUAUCCUGGCAAAUAUGAUGUUAUCUUGUUUAAUGAAACAAGUGCAAUCUCAAAGGCUUUUGAGGUGCAGAUCCAAAAAAAUAACCUCAUCACACUUGUACAGACUGACAAACCAAUCUUUAAACCAGGCCAGUUGGUUAAAUUCAGAAUCCUUACAUUACUCAGGAAUCUUCGUGCUCGAAAAGGGGAGAUUGAGAGCAUUUUUAUCAUGGAUCCCAAUAACUUGAGAGUGAAACAGUUCAAAAAUGUGGCAUCAGAUGGUAUUGCCAGCCUUGAAUUUCAACUUAUUAGUGAGCCCAAGCUUGGUUCUUGGUUCAUCACUGUUACAGUUGAUGGGGAAGAGACAAAGCAGGGGUUUGAAGUUGCAGAGUAUGGUGAGGAAACUGAUACAUGUAGCUAUACAUCCUGGCUCUUGUUUGCAGUCCUUCCUCGUUUUGAAGUUAACAUUCAGUCGCAGUCCUACUUCACUCCCACAACAGAAUUCAUCGAAGGCAAUGUAUGUGCAAAAUACACAUAUGGAAAACCAGUGAAAGGUUUCCUUACUUUGAACUUUUGUGCCAGGGGCUAUAGUUCUUUUGACCAAAACUGUGCAGUGAAAUAUACAGAAAUUGAGGGCUGCUACAAUUACAGCGUGAACAUUUCAGAGGUGCUUUCUCACUAUGGAUUUUCGUAUGGGAGAUAUUUUACAAUUGAAGCUUCUGUCCGAGAGGCAGAUACAGGUGUACAAGUGAACAAGACAAUUGAUGGACCACGAAUGGCCACUGAACAACUGAAAAUUUCUUUUUCUGAUUCAAGUAACAAUUAUUUCAAACCUGGGCUUCCAGUUUUUGGCAGAGUGAAAGUUGAAAAAGCUGAUGGAAGUCCAGCACCAGGUGAAGAGAUCCUUAUAGCUGCCAAUGACCAUAAGAAUGAUAUUACUUUGAAAAAGACUUUCAAAACUGAUGUCAACGGAGAAAUUUUCUAUUACAUUUGUCAUGGACUGAAGGAAAGUACUUCAUCUCUUUCACUUACGGCAACAGCACUUUCUUACAAAGAUCAAGAAGAUGUGGAUUACUACAGACGUAUGUACCAGCCAAGGGGUUAUGCAUCACUGAAGCAAUGGUUCUCACCAUCACUUAGUUACAUCAAAAUUCCAGCAAGAAAAGACAGCCUUAAGUGUCGGGAAAAUCUACAAGUUAAUAUUCCCUAUACACACGAUGGGUCCAAAUCUAAUGUUACAUUUUACUAUCAGGUAUUGUCACGAGGAAGAAUUAUUCUUACAGGGGAAAAAGAAUCUCCUGCUGAUUCUAGUCCUCUUGAUAUUCUUGAGCUUCCAGUUGACCUUUGUCUAGAACCUUCACCUUCUCCACCUCCUACCUCUGCUUCCAUUCAGCCACCACCUACACCAGAAUCAGAUGGGAGAUCAGAUGAACCUGAACCUUCAACAUCACCUGUUAGUGUAGAGUCUUUUAGCAAUAAUGCACCACUAGAGUCCAUGGAUGGUGAACAGCUUAAGUCUGAAGAAAUUGAUAGUCCUGAAGGAAGGGAUCUGCGUAAGAAGCGGUUUGUUUAUGGUAAUCCACCAAAUGAAACAGACAUAAUCGUACGAUCUGAGGUAAUGGCCAGUGAAGUCUCGAGUGUCCUUUUGGACAUUCCUAUUUCUGCAGCUUUGUCUCCCAAAUUUAGUCUACUAGUCUUUUAUAUCAGAGAUGAUGGAGAAGUUGUUGCUGACAGCAUGGACUACGUGGUAGAACCCUGCUUUGAAAAUGAGGUGAAAAUGCAGUUUUCUGAUGAGACAGUUUUACCUGGAGCAGAAACAAAAAUAAGUCUAUCAGCAGCACCAGGCUCUUUAUGUAGCAUUGGAGUUGUGGACAAAAGUGUUAAUAUUUUAGGUGGUGAUCAUCAAAUAACACCAGAAACGGUUUUCAAAAAACUUGGUGAAUACAGCCUCUCAAGAUCGGGGAGCUAUGACUACUAUGAUGAUUCUCCAUACUGUAAAGAACAAAUCCAAGCCAGAGAAAAAAAACGUGAAAGCCAAGAAGAAGAUGAUGAUGAUGAUGAAAGUAGAAACUUUUGGGAGUAUGGAUGGUGGUAUACUUCUGAGUACGUGGAUGCAAUUGAGGCAUUUAAGCGGAUGGGAUUUGCUGUCCUUACAAACCUAAACCUUGAAACUAGACCCUGUAAGCGUGAGCCCCCUGUUUACUAUGAAGAGCCAAUGACUUUGGAAGUUGAUUCCAGUGAAUUUUUGGCGAGAGGGCUGGGAGCUGUUAAUGGCCUGCCUGGACCUAUUGCUGUAACUAGUUCUGUGCCAUCUGCCCCUUCUUUACGCUCUUACUUUCCUGAAACUUGGCUGUGGGACCUGGUUUCUGUUGGGGAGACUGGUAUGUUGGAACUGAAAAAAAUUGUACCUCACACCAUCACCAAGUGGGUUGGAAACUCCUUGUGUACCAGUGGAGAAGCUGGUUUGGGGGUUUCUCCUUUGAUAUCACUCACAGCCUUCCAACCAUUCUUCUUAGCAUUUAAUCUGCCAUAUGCUGCUGUGAGAGGCGAGCGACUUCCAAUCACCAUUACAGUGUAUAACUACCUGGACAAGUGUCUGAAUAUGCUUCUUACAGUAGAUGGAAUGACAAAUUUUAAAAUACACAGUGCUCGUGGUAAUCGAGAUUCAUUCUGCCUGUGUGGAGGACAAUCAUCAACUAAGAAGUUUUACAUCACUGCUCAGAACAUUGGCAAACUACCAAUUUUUGCUGGGGCCGAAAUUACUUCUGGCGGUAACUGUGACAGUGAUGUUGUGAUAGACUCUCAGUACAUAGGAUGGAAAGAUUCUGUGCAGCGAGAAAUUUUUGUAAAGGCGGAAGGUGUUACUCAGCAGUACAGUCACAACAUCUAUAUGUGUGUUGAAGAGAGAGCACCAAAGGUUGAACAAAUGAAACUUCCCCUACCUAAUGACAUGGUAGAGGACUCGGCUAGAGGAGAAGUGACUGUUGUCGGUGAUAUCAUGGGACCAGCACUUAACAACUUGGAUGGUUUGGUAAGAAUGCCAACUGGUUGUGGUGAACAGAACAUGGUUGGAUUUACUCCCAAUAUAUAUGUCCUAAAGUAUUUAAAUGCUUCCAGCCGCUUGACAAACCAGAUACAGGACAAAGCAAAGUUUUAUAUGGAAACAGGAUACCAGCGUGAGCUGAAAUACCGUCACAAUGAUGGCUCAUUUAGUGCCUUUGGAGAGUCCUCUGGAAAAUCAGGUAGCACAUGGCUUACAGCCUUUGUUGUACAAUCCUUCGCUCAGGCACGUCCUUAUAUCUACAUUGAUGAUGAUGAUCUGGAGAAAAGCAUAAGCUACUUACGCAGAGUACAAGGAGAAACUGGAUGCUUCAUAGAAAGAGGACAGGUGUUCAGCUCUUACAUGCAAGGUGGACUUGGGCGAAGCAAUUCUGAAAAUAAGGAAGACAGCUAUGGUGGUACUUUGACUGCAUAUGUUCUUAUUUCUCUUCUUCAAGCUGGUAUUGACAAAAAGGAUUCUGUCACAACUAAUGCCAUUGAAUGCAUCAAUAGAGAACUGCAACGAAAUCCUAACAUAGAUACUUACAGCUUGGCGCUAGCUGCUUAUGCCCAUGUCCUAUAUGACCAGUACAGUCACCAGUCUCUUGAUCUCAUGAGCAAGCUCAAUAGCCGAGCUGUUGAUGAAGGAAGUGUUAGGUAUUGGAAGCGAGAAGGUGGCACCCCAGAGCCAGUCAACUCUUGGUAUUAUUAUGCUGCUCCCUCAGCAGAAGUGGAGAUGACAGCCUAUGCCCUUCUUGCAACCAUCCUUUUCUAUGGUGCAGAGAGUGUCUCUAAGGGACAACCAAUUGGAUACUGGCUGUCUAGCCAGCAGAGUGCUUUUGGGGGUUACUCAUCAACCCAGGAUACUGUGGUGGGACUGAAUGCAUUGUCCGAAUUUGCAACAUCUGUAUAUUUUGAGGGCCCCACAAAUAUGACAGUAAUCGUAGAGGGCAGUGGCAUUCAUCGUGACUUUCAAAUCCAGCCUGUCAACAGCUUAGAAUUGCAGAUUGAACCAAUGAAACAGAUGGGUUCUGGGCUGCGUAUUCAAGCUUCUGGUUCAGGGUGUGCUUUGGUGCAGGCAAAUGUGAGAUACAAUAAACUGCCCAGUAAGCUAGGUAUUCAUAACCCUAAGUUUGAGCUGAGUGUUGCGGCAAUGCCAUUCAGAUUUGGUCGCAACAGAUGUGAUCGUCGUUCGCUUGUUAUAACUUUUGGGGUGAGAGACUCAGAGACUUUCAGCACAGGAAUGACCAUGCUAACCAUUCAUACUGUGAGCAGCUGGUCAGUCAUACCAGAGUCUCUACGAGAGUUAUCAAGCCGAUUCUCCAUACUGGGCAUUGACAGAUAUGAAGUUAGUGAGCAAGGUGUCAUCACUUUCUACUUGGAUCAGCUUGACACUAGAACACGCAGCUUCUCACUAGACCUUGAGCAAGACAGAGAAAUGGCAGUCUCUGCUCCCAAGCCUGCCGAAGUUCAGAUUUAUGAGUACUAUGAACGAGACAUGACGGUAAUAGCAUCAUACACAAUUAAGACGACGUGUGGCACUAAACUGGAGAUUCCUUAUGAUCAGGCUGCAGAUCGAUCUCUCCCAUUUCCUGAACAAGCAAGAACUAUCAGAACCGGGACUUGAGGCAAUAACAGAUUUAAUUAAAACAACGCUUGUCUGCCCCAUAUGCAACUUUCAGAAGAUCCCAGACAACUAUGAGGAAAUUGUUUGCAAUUCAACAGCAGUUUACAAAGCUCUAUCAGGAAGGAGAGGUCAGUUUUCCUUGAAAAUUCUUGCUAAUCUCCGCCCCCAUGUGAAACAGAGGGAUCUUGAGCAAUUUGUUGAUAUCCGGAUGGACAAAAGAUGUAAUUGCUCGCUGCUUCUUCCACCAGUGCACAAAGUGUUCAUUGUGACACAGUCAGCAAAUCUGCAGAAAGACAUUUUGACUGUGGAUUCUUCCACGUAUGUAUUUGAUCAAAAAAUGGAUCGUUCUCUUGAAAGGAAGGCCCGUCAAGCGCAGAAAAAGUGCAGACUGAACUAGAGCAAAGUUGAGAGAGACUUCGCCAUGUGUUAUGGCAUGUAAUACUUUACAAUCAAGCAUAAAAGUAUUAUCCCUGACCUGACAGAUUAACAGUCUUCUUGUUAAUUCUGAACCACAAAAUCACUGUAGAAAAUAUCACAGUAGAUGAUGUGUGCAUGUUGUGUGUUUGGCUUGCUUGGUGUGGGAAGAGAGAUGAACAUAUGUAUCAGUAUGUGUAUUUGCAUGAAUGUUUCAGAAUAUUACAGAAAGGUAACAUGCUUGUCCACUAUACUCCCUCUGUUAAUGGAUUUUAAAAAAGAUCUCAAAGCCACAUAAUAUCUUUUGUAAACAUCAUCCACUUCUUGUAAUUUUUUCCUUUGAUAUUUUGGAAGUCAGUUCCCUAUGAAUUUUUCUAUUCCUCUUGCCUUUAAAAAUUGGAGAGAAUAUUGAAAGUUGUCCCUCAACAGUAAAUGUAAUAUUCUGCUUAUUGUUUUCUUUACCAUUGUAUCAUAUCACUGUCCCUGUAAUGUUUGACAGUAUGUUUAUACAUUUUUUGCAUGCAAGCUACUUUUCUAGCUUCAGUGGCAGUCCAGUGAAAUUCUUAUAUGACAAUGGUCACAUUAAUAUUUUAAUAAUGCAUUUUCACUCUAAUUGUCUUAUUUCAGUUUUUUUCCUUGUGUAUUACAUUCACUUACAGCAUGUUUAGAAAUGACAACAGAAAAUAAUAGUUCUAUUGAGGCGAUGCUUAUCUGCCCACUAUACUUGUACUUUUUUGUUUUGUUUUUUCGUUUCUUAAGAAGCAUGUUAGCGGUAAGGGGAAAAACACUUAUCAACAUAUUUUUUAUUAUUGCCUAAUAUUUUCUAUGAUUUUUCCAUGAUCAUCUACCUGGUAAAACUGUUCAAUAACAAAAUGUUUUCAAACAUAAUAAAAAAUUCAAAUUCAGUUUAAAAAAUGUUACUAUUUUGUUAUAUGAUAUUAACCUUUAUGAUAGUUUUAUGUGUUGUAGAUCACUAGCAUAUUUAUAACUUUUUACAAAUUCAAGCUGGCCCACACCUGCAGUAUUUUACCAUGUGCCAAUAGAUGCAAUGUAACAUAUGACAUUUUUAAAUUACUGGAACUAAUUAAAUUUUUCUCAUUUUUAAACUUUAUGCCACUAUGGUUUGUAAUAAAAUUAUAAACAAAAUGAAGGAGAAAAUGUGAUCUCAGUUCAAUUAUUUUGAAGUGCCAGUUUACCUUUGCAACAUGUCUUGUAUCUUAUGUGGUGCUGCUGUUCAAGGAUGUGAAUGCACAUGAAUGAUGAUGUAGACUAUUGAUCAUGUUCUGUAUAGACAUGUUCUGUGACAGUGACAAAUUUGCAUAAUAUAAAUGCCUGCUAUAACCAUAGACUGUAUAUCUCUGGAGUGCUGUUUACAGAGACCAACUUUUAGCCUCUUGUGAAGUUGUAGGCUGUCAGGUCUCAGCAAACCAUUUAGCAAUUUAAUAUCUGUGCUAUAACCAUCCAGUCAGAUUGCAUCAUUACAAAAAACGGCCACAUCAUGUAAAGUAAAAUACACACAUUAUAGAUGUAACAUGCAUAUGCACUGAAACAGCUACAUGCUGACAGCAAGCAAAUAAACUGUUUUCCCCUCCCUUCAAAAAAAAA